AUGUCCAACCGCGUUGAAAGGGAGGCCGAGGACGACUACGAGGCUGAGAACGACCCUGCUCCCGUUUCGGACGAGAUUGUGGACAAUACGUACCUGGGCGAGACAAACCCGAACCUGAGGAAUCAGAUUCCUGUCCAGGCCGACGAGGAUGACUAUGAGGAUCCCAUGCAGCCUCCGUAUUCUAACACCGAUGAGCAGCUCGCGGACGAUGACGACGAGGUGGUUGAUCGGUCCAAUGUGUUGAAGGGAGAUCGGCUGCGCCAUGCCAAACCCCAAACAGCAAAUAGGUACAGCGAGGGUCCGAACGAAGAUGAUCUGCCAUCAGACAUCCGUGAUGGUUUAUCCGGUGUCUCGGGCGUGAAGCGGCUGUCAUAG
Penicillium lagena is the source of this 375-nucleotide messenger RNA. RefSeq lists its product as uncharacterized. The transcript is spliced from 2 exons. Bases 1 to 375 code for a protein of 124 amino acids. Lineage: Eukaryota; Fungi; Ascomycota; Eurotiomycetes; Eurotiales; Aspergillaceae. The record is from RefSeq and is a predicted model, not a curated record.